Molecule: messenger RNA, 621 nt
Organism: Funneliformis geosporum
Lineage: Eukaryota; Fungi; Glomeromycota; Glomeromycetes; Glomerales; Glomeraceae
Source: the annotation of a GenBank genome assembly
AUGUGGGAUUUUUAUAAGAAGAGUAGUCCUGCUUUAGAAGUACCAAAUAGGUUGACCUCCAAAAGUGAAAUACAAUUACAAGGUGAAACCUCACAGAAAGAAGUACAAAAAUCAAGUUGCAUUUCUGGAGAAAAAGGACAACAUCAAGAAUUACUUUUUCGGAAUAUCAAUUUGUGGCAAGCAGGGAGAAAUGAAAGAAGAGAUGAAAUCAAUGUUUUCCAAUGUCCAAAUCGAGAAAAAAUUGAAGGAUUGCAAAAAUUGCUGGGGCUAGUGUUCAGAGUCGUGUCAAGCAGUAAUAGAUUUGACUCAUUUGGCAAUAAUCUGUCUUUGGUAGUCGAUAUGAUCGUGAAUGAGUCAGACCGCUUUCGUAUUGCAACCUCUCUUGAUAUAGAGAUACAAAGCAAUGAUCUUCGAAAAGAUGAUAUUCGUUAUUAUAUAAUGGAAAUUGCGCUAUGUGGUUUCAAUCAUAUAAUUGUUAUUGGGAAAUGUUAUUGUAACUUACUUUUUCUGAAUUGCUAUGAAUGUGUAUUCAGAUGGGACUCUAUGACUGAUGUAUUAUUGCUUAUCAGAAAUUUUAAAGCAGUAUCAGAGAAACCUCGUGAAGUUUGUGAAGUAGUAUGA